AUGGAACGACACGGCCAUUGCUUUGACCUCGCGAAUAUCGAGCAAGGCAUUAUUGAGCUACGCACGAUAUCGACGACUCGAGCAGGGAACCCGUCGGUCAUGGCACCCUCUGGUGAAGUCCUAUGUUUCGUGAUGCACGAUAACGUCGGCUCGCGGCUCGAAGAUGUCACUCCAGCUGCCGCCUUACUCGCCCCUAUGAAACCGCGAUGGAUCAUUUGA
Penicillium diatomitis is the source of this 219-nucleotide messenger RNA. RefSeq lists its product as uncharacterized. Bases 1 to 219 code for a protein of 72 amino acids. The transcript is spliced from 2 exons. NCBI's taxonomy places the organism in Eukaryota, Fungi, Ascomycota, Eurotiomycetes, Eurotiales, Aspergillaceae. The record is from RefSeq and is a predicted model, not a curated record.